Molecule: messenger RNA, 2327 nt
Organism: Sorghum bicolor (sorghum)
Lineage: Eukaryota; Viridiplantae; Streptophyta; Magnoliopsida; Poales; Poaceae
Exons: 3
Coding region: 238-1095 (285 amino acids)
Source: RefSeq, a predicted model, not a curated record
AUCUUCCUGACUCCUUCGCGCCGACAGGUGGGACCCAUAUGUAGAGACACGACGCACCACCCCUCAGAUCCAGCACGCCAGCCGCUGCGUCCGCUUCCUCCCGCACGGCCACCAUGCCUCAGAUCCAGCACGCCAGCAGCACCGUUGCCGGCUGGUCCGCAGGGGGCAGAACUGCCGAAUCCUCAACGGAGGAAGCCGGUGGAGGAGGAGAAGGAGGAGGGAGCGCACAGAGCUCGCAUGCAGGCUCUAGCGCUCCCCCGCGCGGUGGAACCAGCCAAUCCCGCCGCCGCUCGCUUCCCCAGCGCAUGCGCAACACUUUCCCUCUUCCUCGCCACGACUCCCAUGACUCCGAGCGUCUGCGCGGGCAGCAAGGGCAAGGCGGCGCGGCGUGGCUCCUCCUCCCGACACCGAGCGACAGCGGCAGAGGCGCCGUGGCAUCCCGACGGCGCGGCGCAAGCAGCAAGGGCAAGGUGUCCCGGCUCUCCUUCCCGACACCGAGCGACAGCGGCCAGGCGGCGACGAACGGCAGUUGCUGUUCCGGAGAAGGCGGGCUCCGUCUGCCCUGUGAGGCCAACUUCUCGGAAGAGCGGCGUCACGACGGCAGAGGCGGCGCGGCGCAAGGGGCAAGGCGUCCUGGCUCUUCCUCACGUCUUCGACCGACGGGCGCGGGCGUCGACAACAAGGGCAAGGAGGCACGGGGGUAUGGCGUACAACGGCGUGGCAGUGUGGCGCGUACGGUGCGGGGUACGGGCGUGGCUUCUCUACUGGCGGCGCUCGGCCCCUUCCCCGGCUAGAGGCAUUCGGUCACCUCGCCACGACAGCAGCGGUCGGCACAGCGAGGGAAGGCGGAGCGGCACGGACGUGGAAAGGAAGGGCAAGGUGUCUGCGCGGGCAGCAAGGGCAAGGCGGCGCGGCGUGGCUCCUCCUCCCGACACCGAGCGACAGCGGCAAAGGCGGCGUGGCAUCCCGACGGCGCGGCGCAAGCAGCAAGGGCAAGGCGUCCCGGCUCUUCUUCCCGACACCGAGCGACAGCGGCCGGGCGGCGAGGAACGACAGUUGCUGUUCCGGAGAAGGCGUGCUCCGUCUGCCCUGUGAGGCCAACUUCUCGGAAGAGCGGCGUCACGACGGCAGAGGCGGCGCGGCGCAAGGGGCAAGGCGUCCUGGCUCUUCCUCACGUCUUCGACCGACGGGCGCGGGCGUCGGCAACAAGGGCAAGGAGGCACGGGGGUAUGGCGUACAACGGUGUGGCAGUGUGGCGCGUACGGUGCGGGGUACGGGCGUGGCUUCUCUACUGGCGGCGCUCGGCCCCUUCCCCGGCUAGAGGCAUUCGGUCACCUCGCCAUGACAGCAGCGGGCGGCACAGCGAGGGAAGGCGGAGCGGCACGGACGUGGAAAGGAAGGGCAAGGUGGGGCGGGCAGCACGGUUGCUGCUCCUCUAGCGGCGGCGUUUGGCCCUCUUCGGCGACCUCAAAAUCUUUCUCCUGUGCCCGCCGCUACCCGUCCUGCCACCGCCCCUGCCACCUGCCGAUCCUCAGUGCCGCUUCCAGUCGCUGCUAACGUUGGCCUGUCCCAACUUCCUAACCCUAGCAGCACGCAGGUGAUAGGCCAGCAGCGGUGGCGCGUGGACGGGCGCUGCCGUGGACGCGGAGCGGAGCCCGGCAUGCGAAGGCCGCUAGGUGCAGUGCAGCAUACGAAACGAGCAACCAAGCAGGGUAGUGGUGCAGUGCACAGGCCGGCUCCGACCUGCACCAGGCACUCAGGCAGGCGCCACAGACCGCAGCACGCAACCAGCAGCUAGGCCUGGCCGUGGUAAUCAGGCACUCAGGCAGCAGCCAAGCAAUCCAGGCGCCCAGUCGCACUUAGCAACAGAGCCUCAGAUUGAUAAGAAGAAAGAUAGAUAGCUGAAAAGGUGGAUGGUCAUGGAUUGGAGGGUGCUUCAUCGGCUGAGCAGCGUAACAUCCUGUUUACCUACAUGGUGCAGCUUAGAUGUCCUCCCCGUGCCACAUUGAGCUCAUCUUGUCGGAGAAGUAAGAGCUUGUGAAGAAAGAGAUAUUUGGUUGUAUACUCUUUGUGCCUGAUUAUUUGAGUCAAAGCAACGGAUUAAUGUUGUGCUAUUUGGGUCAAUGGUUUCUUUAGGCUGAGUUCCAGAUCGCAACCAGGAAGGCUUAGAGUAGGGGGGUCAUCUUCUAUGAUUGGUUCAGUGAAACUUUUGGCUGAUUAUUUGUUGUCUCGUAUACCUGAAUGUUGUUUGCAAGUGCUUUGAUCACUGCCUGAACUGCACAUAUAUAAUUUACCAGUCUUAAGAUUUGUCUGUGGGUUUUUUUUCA